AUGCCCUCUGACCCACUUGGCCAAGAUCCUCCUCCAUUGCCAGAGUUUCCCCCAGAGUUUCCGACAGCACAGCCUACGACACAGUCCCUUCGUACAGUCUCUACACGCCGACACCGUACAAGCUCAGAUGCCGAUAGCACUGACUCUCGCGAGCGCUCAAGACGCGUGUCGAAGCACAGCGAGGUUUACGAAGACACGAUAAGAGCUAUUGCGCAAUUGCGGACACAACUUGACUACGAGAGGCAGCGUGCAAAUGAUGCUGAGAGCAAGCUACAGGAGGUGACCGCUCAUCUAAAGUCUAUAAAUGACGCGAGAAUUCAGGCAAUGCACGAUGCCGCCCAAGCGAAAGAGGAGCUCAAUGUGUACAAAAUCCAGCUGGAGACUGCGCAGAAGGAGAUAUACAGAGCCCAGGAUGUCAUUCAAAUCGUCGAUAGACAGAGGUAUCAGGCGGAACAAGAGGCCGCGAAGAAUCGAACCAAAGCGCGUCAACUGAACGAAACGAUCAUGGUCCAGCUAGCCCGCGAUGAAGCCUACAAGAUAGGCCUUCAAGAGGGUCUGCAAAGAGGCAGGCAUCUCACUCUCGGUGACGACCCAGACACACCUUAUGAACCGCGUGAACCGCAACGAGGCCGACCAGACAUGCUUGGAUUCGACGAUGACUUCUCAUCGGAAGGGAGCCGACCUGCAUCUGCUCUGGAACCAGAGCCAGAACCAGUUCCCCAACGUAUACCGGAGCCACAGCCCGCAAAUCCAGUCCGCCCACACUCUGUCGCACCUAGCAUCCGCUCCAACGCUUCAGUCAUCCGGCCCCGCGGCUCUCCUCUUCCCGUCCCAUCUCCUCUACCCAGCCGACCACCAACACAUGUACCCUCGGCUCCACCCAGUGUCGCAGGCUCUGAACAAAUCAGGCCUGUAAGUCUACGGAAUACCACCCCAACACCACGUUUUUCGCAUCAUCUACCCCCUGAUAAUUAUAUCCCAACUUUGGGUGCGGACAACAGGAUUGGUUUACCGCCUCCUCACGAGUUUGUCAGAACACCCGAACGUCCAGCAUCACCACAGCUUCCAGUCUUAUCCGACAGCAGCCAAGAACCUAUACCGAUACCCGCCCCAGGCAGUGCUAAUACCCCUCAUCAUCGCAAACGACAACAUAGACGCCAUUCUUCAUCUGGAUCUAAUUCUUCGAGCUCUCUUUCUCACCUUGACAUUCUGAAUUUUGCUACCACUGCGCGGACACCCAUGUCCGUUAUCCAGGAAUGCACCAGGAACCACUCGACACGCACAGCGAACGACCACGAUCUCGAGCAAGCUAUGCUGGUUCGUCCAGACAAGUACCAGCCGAUGCACGAAGCGAACGUCCUCAUUCAAGAGCAAGCCACGCAGGCUCCUCCAGGCACCCUCAUCAAUCCCAACGAAAUUCAACCAGCACUGCACCAGAAAUAUCCGAAUGCAACAACGGCAAGCCCAGGAGGGUCGUACCGUGCACCGCUGCCGACGCUAGACGAAAUGCCCGAUCAGUAUUCGCAUCACGAAGGAGAGGGGAUGCCCGGCGGCUACGGCGGCGGGAUAUACGCGGAGAGCGACCCUUACUCUGCUGGACCGUCGACAGGCACCGCGGGACCGACGGCCAACUCGCACUCGCACGGACAUUUGAAGUCGAAGGGCAAAUCGAAGUCCAGGCGCCAUAGCUCACACCACCAACACCACGGAGCGAACGGCUAUGACGACGACGAUGCAGUCUCGUCCGCGUUCAGCGAAGACACCCUGACCACCCUUCCUCCGACAAUAUACCGGCCGGUGGAGGGUGGUCCGCCUCCUGACUGGUCUUCGGUGCUCGACCAGCUCGACCACCCUCCAAUAGGCAUGUACACCAUCACUGGCCACGACCCCCUGCCGCAUGGUUCUAACAGCACGACGCUGUGGAGCAUACCUGACGCGCGAAAGUAG
Molecule: messenger RNA, 1947 nt
Organism: Cyclocybe aegerita
Lineage: Eukaryota; Fungi; Basidiomycota; Agaricomycetes; Agaricales; Hemipholiotaceae
Source: the annotation of a GenBank genome assembly